AUGUCACUGCUGGCGACCCUGGGGCUGGAGCUGGACAGGACCCUGCUCCCAGCUAGUGGGCUGGGCUGGAUCGUAGACUAUGGGAAACUCCCCCUGGCCCCUGCCCCCCUGGGCCCCUAUGAGGUCCUUGGGGGAUCCCUGGAGGGCGGGCUUCCAGUGGGGGGAGAGCCCCUGGCAGGAGAUGGCUUUUCUGACUGGAUGACUGAGCGGGUUGACUUCACGGCCCUCCUCCCUCUGGAUCCCCCCUUGCCACCUGGAGCCCUUCCCCCACCUUCCCCACCCCCACCUGACCUGGAAGCCAUGGCCUCCCUCCUCAAGAAGGAGCUGGAACAGAUGGAAGACUUCUUCCUUGAUGCCCCACUCCUGCCGCCACCCUCCCCACCUCCGCCACCCCCACAAGCUCCUCCUCUCCCUUUCCCCACCUUUGACCUCCCUCAGCCCCCUGCCCUGGAUACCCUCGACUUGCUGGCCAUCUACUGCCGCAGUGAGACUGGGCAGGGGGAUGCUGUGGGGUUGGCACCCUUGCCCCCACCACAGCAAUCCCCUCUUCCUCCACCUCAGCCCUGUCGCCCAGCCCCCUACCCCAACCCCGCCACCACCCGAGGGGACCGCAAGCAGAAGAAGAGAGACCAGAACAAGUCAGCAGCUCUGAGGUACCGCCAGAGGAAGAGGGCAGAGGGUGAGGCCCUGGAGGGCGAGUGCCAGGGGCUGGAGGCUCGGAACCGGGAGCUGAGGGAGAGGGCUGAGUCGGUGGAGCGGGAGAUCCAGUACGUCAAGGAUCUGCUCAUCGAAGUGUACAAGGCUCGAAGCCAGAGGACGCGCAACAGCUAG
Trichechus manatus latirostris (Florida manatee) is the source of this 831-nucleotide messenger RNA. It is a transcript of the gene ATF5, whose product is annotated as activating transcription factor 5. The record is from RefSeq and is a predicted model, not a curated record. The coding region runs from base 1 to 831 and encodes 276 amino acids. Gene Ontology annotation, molecular function: RNA polymerase II transcription regulatory region sequence-specific DNA binding; DNA-binding transcription activator activity, RNA polymerase II-specific. NCBI's taxonomy places the organism in Eukaryota, Metazoa, Chordata, Mammalia, Sirenia, Trichechidae. Gene Ontology annotation, biological process: regulation of transcription by RNA polymerase II. Gene Ontology annotation, cellular component: nucleus. The transcript is spliced from 2 exons.